Messenger RNA from Hydractinia symbiolongicarpus, 5205 nucleotides. RefSeq lists its product as uncharacterized. The transcript has 30 exons. The coding region runs from base 486 to 4856 and encodes 1456 amino acids. The record is from RefSeq and is a predicted model, not a curated record. Lineage: Eukaryota; Metazoa; Cnidaria; Hydrozoa; Anthoathecata; Hydractiniidae.
GAACGCCGGGAAUGAUCAUCCUAUAGUUUUUGAUUUGCGAAAUGCUUCACCACCAUUCUUUAUUUCUAGAUUUAUUUAUGCGUAAUAAGUUUCAAUAUUACAAUGUGCAAAAGUUAUGAAAACAUAAAUUAAAUUCGUCAUGAAACAACCGCCAAUAAAUCAACUCGUGAUAUAAGGGGGAGCCAAUCAAAUUCAAACUUUCGCAUAGUACCAGAGCUACUUCUUUCGCGGAAGCACGUAUAUAUCGGAAAGCAAAAAAAAGAAAUUUGCGCCGGAGAACAUUAAUUUGUGCCGAGUUACAGGCAAUUAAACAGGGUGUCCAAAUAUAAAGACCUAACAAGCCCUGGGGACGAGGUUGAAGCAAUUUGUUGUGAAUAGGUGUUUUUCGUGCUAAGCGUUAUACUUUGUAACAACAAAACAAAGAUGGCAGCAAGAAUGCACAUGUUUUAAAAAUUAAAUCUGCUCAGGAAGGAAAGAGGUCAUGGAUGAUUUCAAAGAUGACACACUACUUCAUCUUUUUAACUUGGCUUCAGAUUGUAGCAGGAUCAGAUUUAUCACCUUCAAACAGUGGCUCUCAGCGAACUGAAUUAAAUUGCAGCAAAACGUUGCCACAAUGGAUAGGUUUUGAUGACUCAAAUUACACUCAAGGUGAAUUGUUGGAGAACAAUGGAAUGAUGGUUUAUCCAUUUGAUGCAUUUGGAUGCAGUGGAAGAGUUAUGUCGCUUCAGAGUACUGAAAAUUUAGAUAUAAUUGACCUUUUUAUUGAAAAUACUAAAGGUGAACAAACAGAGGUAAUGUUUCACAACACAAGACUUAAUGGAUUUCACUUCUAUAACUUUGAACCUUCCGAAGCUGAUUUACCAAAGACUGUUUUUGAAGCUGGUUACAAAGCUGGGAUAGUAACUCGUAAUUUUUUCACGUUAAACACACCAGGCCAAUAUUUUUAUUUUAAAACGUCCCAAGGAGAAACCGUUAUGACAGACAAAUCUGUGAAACUUAAUAUGCAAAUUGGCUCAGAAUAUGGUUUAAAAGGAUGGUCAAACUUGAGUGAUUGUGAUCCAACAAAUGAUGUUUAUGGUGCGGGUACCAACCAAAAGCAUCAACUUUGCACGCUUAUUAAAAAUGGUGAAGUGGUCAAUGAAACAUUGUGCACUGAGGAAAUACAUUUUGUUAGAAAAUGCAAUUUUACUCCAGAAUGGGUUUCAUGGGCUAUGUGGUCUAUGUGUGAUACACCUGAUUUUUGUGGUAAUGGGUCCCGACGGAGAUUUAGAACACAAUGUAAUGACACUUCCAGUGGGAAUAUUGUGGAUUCAGAAAAGUGUGGUAAUAAGUCAGUGGAGACGGAACACUGUUAUGAAUAUUGUCCAUCUGAUUACUACUGGAACAACACAUAUAUGGUUUUGAAGAAGAACUGUACAGCAUACCUUCCGCAUGAACAAGAGUCCAUCGCUGGUUGUGGAAAUGGCUUUGAAUUAUAUAUAGCAACAUGUUAUGUUGAUGUGCAAGACCCGCAAAUAGUUGAAGAUGAAAGAAAAUGUGGCGUAACUGCUCCACAUCAAUUGAUCAGUUGUUACAUUCCGUGCGCAGGCGCAGAGUCACAAGACACAAGAUCAUAUCAAUUGGCAGAUAUUUUCCAUGACAGCAUAGAAAAAAGUACUGUUGAUUCAUUUACACCGGCCCAACUAUCUGCAGAAGCUGAUUUAACUAUACAUGGAAAUUUUGAUUUUGGUGAUGCAUCAUGCCCUGGUCAACUAUUUGCAUUUAAACCAAAUAGUCCUGUCGAUCCAUAUAUAUUUGAGGUGCAGUUUAAUAAACUUGUCUACCUUACUCAGUUCAGAUUUGUGGUUUCCAAUGAUGGCACAAGUAGUUAUAGUAUAACAUUUACAGACGUUAACUACAAGCAAAUUUUGAUAGAGAAUGAUUUGAUACUUCGCGAAACAACUGGAUUUACUAUUUUAUCCCUUAAUAACAUUUUGGUAUCUGGCAGUAGACUUCAUUUGGAACAAAAUUUACAAGAGUGUAUAUCCAUUAGAAUUGAGGGAUUCCUUGCUGGAGAAUGGGGCUCCUGGGGAAAUUGGUCAUCUUGUGAUGGUGAUUGUCGUAACAAGAGGGUUUGGAAUCGUACACGGGAUUGUUUUAAAACUGGCGAUUUGCAAGACAGAAUUGAUCGUAAAUAUUGUGUUGGUUCAUUUAUAGAGUACGACCAAUGUAAAUGUGAAGAAUUGUUCCAUUGGAACUUGCAAAUUAGCUGGGGAAACUGUACAUUAAACAACAGUAAAACAUGUGGAAACGGUUUUAAAUAUAAAGUGCCAGAUGAAUGCAUGUAUAAUACAACAGAGUUAACUAAUCAUGAAGAAGAGAAAUGGCGAUGUGGUGAAGUACCUAUUCACGUCAGAAGCUGUUACGUACCUUGCGCUGAUACGUGCGACCUUGUCCAUUCCCCCAGAUCUUACCGUUGUGAAAGUGUGCAUCUUGUGGAUCCCGAGUAUUCGACUGUCAUAGAUGCGUAUUUAUCAACAACGAUCUCAUUAAAUCAAACCAAGGAUGAAUUCACAUUAUUAAUGAAGUGUGAAAGCCAGUCUUCAGAAGGAUACAUUCAACCAAAUGUUAUUAUAAACAGCAUAAUAUAUAGCUCAUCAAUUUCAUUAUCUGUGUUGACCAAUGACGGAUUUAAUUCUGAAGUUCAGCUAACACCUUCAUUAAUUGCCACUACAUUCAUUUUCCUUCCCCACGGAUGGAUGACCAUAUUUGGUUCAAGUGCAAUUUCAAAUGUUCAAAUUUAUUUCGCAUCAAUUUCUGGAUGCGACUUGCCUCAAUGGAAGCAUGUGCCAGGAAUUUGCAAUGCAACAUGUGAAUUUGGUGCAAAAAUUAAUGGCACAAGGAAUGUGACAGUUGAGUGUCGUGGUGGAGGGUCAAAUAAUGAUGACCAGCUCUUUUCAAAUGAAUAUUGUCUUGGCCAAAUAACAGAGAAGUUUUACCUUGAAGAUUGUGCGGGUGAUCUUGUUUGCUUUAAUUACACAACCUGGAGUGAAUUUGGUGAAUGCGGGGGAGACUGUGGAAUAAACGGAACUAAAAAUCGUACACGUGAUUGUUUCGGCAAUGGAAUCUCGUAUCCUCUUGGAAAUUGUUCACACCUCGGGGAACAUAUCCAAAUUGAGUCUUGUUAUAACGAUGGUACGCCAUGCUUUGAAUGGGCUACUUGGGAGAAUUGGUCGAAAGCAUGUAACAACACAACUUCAUACAGAAAGAGAGCUUGUCUAAGAGACAGUGAAAGUGGAGAUUACCUACCAGCAUCUCCUUAUAAUUGUACAAACAUAUUCCAUGAAUCUUUUAAGCAGACGAAAAUAGUUCACAACAACGUUUCGUGUUUUGAAUGGGGUAAUUGGACCAGUAUUGGAUGCAGCAAUGACUGUGGAACAGGCGUUGAGACAUUUAAAAGAGAAUGUUAUCAUUGGAAAUUAGGACUUUUACUGGAUUCGUCACCUUGUCUUAAACUUGGGGAAAAAUACAAUACUUCAGUAUGCCAACUUGCACCGUGCAGUGGAUACAGCAAUUGGACAGAAUGGAGUGAAAAUUGCACCAAACCAUGUGGUGUAGGAAAGCAAUAUCGAAACAGAACUUGUUAUUACAAUAAUCCAUCAUUUUGUACUUUAAAUGAUGUCGAAGAAAAGGAUUGUAACGUGCACGAUUGUCCAGUUGAUGGCGAAUUGAUACCAUGGACUUCUUGGUCAUUAUGCAAUGUGAGUUGUGGUAGUGGUUUUAAUGAGAGAUACCGGUAUUGCAUGCCACCAAGACACGGAGGUUUACCUUGCGACAGUGUAAAUGGUUCUUCUGUUGAACAUGAACACAAGCCUUGCUAUACUUCAGUGAGCUGCCCUGGAAUUGCUGAAACAAGUCCUGGUGAAAGCUGCACAGAUUUCUGCGCGUCAAAAGGUCUAAUUUGCUAUAACAAUUUUAAUUCGACGAAUAUGACCCAUUUGCUUAUAAAUUCUGGUAUAAAGUGCGGAAUGAACUCACGACCGCAGUAUUCGGAGGAUUAUGAUCCAAGUGUAAGGAUGGGUGAUUGUGCGGGUUUUGAAAAUGUGGAAAAUUAUGAUUGCGAUGCUGUACCUCUUGAUAAAGUAACAAGUCGCAUUUGCAACUGCUUAAGUGCAGAUGAUAUUCAGUAUGGUCCAUGGCAGCAAUGGGGUCAAUGCGAUAGUCGUUGCAGUUAUGGGGUGAAAGAAAGAUACCGACAAUUGAGUGAUGACAUUGUUGAUAAGACGCCAUGUAAAACGCGGAUAUGUGAAGUGGAUGGCAAAUGGAGCGCUUGGAACGAGUUUUCUUCGUGUUCAGUUACAUGUGGAGCUGGGACAAAAUUUCGAACACGUUCGUGCAUUGAUCCUUUAUUUGGAGGGCGGCAGUGUUACGGCAUGGACACGGAAUAUGUAGACUGUGGAGCACCUGCUAUAUGCCCAGUAAAUGGUGGUUGGUCUAACUGGACAAAAUAUGAAGAAUGCGAUCGACCCUGUGGCGGAGGGAGACGAAUACGUCAUCGUAAAUGUAACAGCCCUACUCCAGAAUUUGAUGGUGCACCUUGUCCCGGUAAUAGAGUUGAAUGGAAACCGUGUGCUAAUCAUUCGUGCAGUUCUGUGAGAGUCGAUCUCCUAUUGGAAUUUGUAGAUGAACCAUUUUACGAAGAAAUAGUUAGAAUGACAUCGACAACUUCAUACGAUUUCAAGGAAAAAAUUAAACGCUCAGUCAGAAACUUGUACGAUGAUCAUCCUUUCGACGAAGUAAAUGAUUUGCGACUGUUUAUUUUUCAUUCGUUCAGUGAAGGUACUGGAGAAGGAAUCAACAAAAAGAUAAAAACAUGAACAUUUUAAUAGCAACCGUUGCAAUCUCAAGAACGCAUUUUAUAUAGAAUUUUUACAUCACAUUUAGCAUGGUGUCAGCCCUGUACAAUCAUAGAAUGUCCUGCUCCCCGAUCGUAGAAAGUUUUGGAAAGUCUUAAAUUACGAUUUUAGAGUAUCCUGAAAAAGUAGUGUGUCUAAAUAUGACGUUAUAAAGUGGAAACUUUUACUCAAUAAAACUAGCCCUAAAAUUUAGUACAGUUUUGAAAAUCAUAGCAUUAAAACGUCAUUCGUCCUGGAAAAUGUCUCUGAUGUUUUGUUCUCUAGAGAAUUUAUAGUAAUAUCUUAAUUUAAAGUUAAAACUUACUGGGCA